AGUGAUUGACUUGUCAAAUAGAAUUGAAAUGGCGAUGGCGAAACGAGCGACCACUAGUGGCAGAUGGCGGGAUUGAUCUCGUGUGAUAUAACUGUGUUAGAUGGUUAGAUUAGUUUUUAAAUUGUAGUGUUUAUUAUAGAAUAGUUAUUAAAAUGACUAGAGCUAAAAUAGAACUCGGAGACGUGACACCGCAUAAUAUAAAGCAAUUAAAGAAGUUAAAUACAGUUGUAUUUCCCGUGUCAUACAAUGACAAAUUCUAUAAAGACGUGUUGGAAGCGGGUGAACUGGCGAAGUUAGCGUAUUACAAUGAUAUCGUGGUCGGAGCGGUGUGCUGUAGAAUAGACACGUCGGAGAACUCACGGAGACUGUAUAUAAUGACUCUAGGAUGUCUGUAUCCCUACAGAAGACUGGGAAUAGGUACUUUGAUGGUGGAACAUGUGCUCAAGUAUGUUGAACAGGAUGGAAAUUUUGACAGCAUUUUCUUACAUGUGCAAGUGAAUAAUGAGGGUGCAAUAGAUUUUUAUAAGAAAUUUGGUUUUGAGAUUGUUGAAACAAAAGAACACUACUACAAGAGGAUAGAACCGGCUGAUGCACAUGUUCUACAAAAGACAAUCAGACAGCCAGAAGCAACACCUUUAGUUAAUGGAAUAGUGCCACAUGCAAAAACAAAUGGACACGAUUGAGUGAACCAAUAAACUCCACUGUACUCAACAAACCCUCGGCUUGGUUGUAAUAGUGCAACUAACAAGUGAUACCACGUAUUUUAAGACUAGGAACUCGGUACCGACAACCAGAAUUGAUUUUAAUUAAGAUAAUUCAAAUAUUUGUUCCAUAUUAAGGGACAAGUAUUUUAAUACUAUAUUGAAUAUAGAUGGUUUCAAACAUGUCUGAAUAUGGUUCAAGCCAUUCGUAAACAGUUAAAUUGUAGGUUGAGGCCAUAAUGCUAAACUGGAUACGACUGAUAAUUCUGGACAGUACCUCAUGUUGUACAGUACUUCCAUAGAUAUGAUGGCAUGUUGAUGAAAAUGGUUAAUGUUUCUAGUGUGUUUUAUUAAACUAGGACAGAUUGUACAGGUGUGACAUUAAUGGACGUGAAACUGUAAAUUCUCUUAAUAUUUGAGUAUGUGUAAAAAUGAGAAGCAGUGGUUAGCUCUAGGUAUUCUUUUAACUAUAUUGGAUGGCAUACAAAAUUUUGUGUCAUUGUUUUUUACUAUAACUUUAAUCGAGUAGGUGUAAAGUUUUCGAUUUCGCUAAUUUAAUGAACUUUGGAUUCAAAAUAACUGUUGUGCAGUAAUCACCUCGCAAUUAAUUUGUAAUAUUUGUAUAAAGAGUUUUUUUUUUUCAAUUACUUUAAUAGGCUUAAUGUUUCAAGUUGUGUUAAUUUUGUAAUUCUUUGCACUGCAUCAGUACAUUGGUAUUUGAUAAUAAUUUAUCAUUUUGUUGAUUUAUAUACUUGAAAAUUGUUUUAUUUGAAUUACUUCUUAAUUUCAAGCAAUAUGUGAAUUUAUAUGUCAUCAUAGGUCAAUACCUGCUACCAAAGUUUUUUGGCGCACAGUUUUUUUUCUGAAUCCAUAUUUUGUUAUAUGCAUCAUGUUCACUGCAAUUUUAGCAUUAGAUUAAAUAAACAUCAUUAACAUUA
Molecule: messenger RNA, 1639 nt
Organism: Galleria mellonella (greater wax moth)
Lineage: Eukaryota; Metazoa; Arthropoda; Insecta; Lepidoptera; Pyralidae
Gene: san
Product: probable N-acetyltransferase san
Exons: 3
Coding region: 153-683 (176 amino acids)
Biological process (GO): mitotic sister chromatid cohesion
Cellular component (GO): NatA complex
Molecular function (GO): acyltransferase activity, transferring groups other than amino-acyl groups
Source: RefSeq, a predicted model, not a curated record